Molecule: messenger RNA, 575 nt
Organism: Cryptomeria japonica (Japanese cedar)
Lineage: Eukaryota; Viridiplantae; Streptophyta; Pinopsida; Cupressales; Cupressaceae
Product: GPI-anchored protein LORELEI
Exons: 3
Coding region: 69-437 (122 amino acids)
Source: RefSeq, a predicted model, not a curated record
UUAAAAUUAAAACAAGAGAAACCUGUCUCAAUAUUGAAUUCAGCUUUGAGCAAAUUUAGUAAAAAAAAAUGGCCUUCACAAGCUCUUUGGCCCGGAUGGUGUUAUUCAUGGCUCUGGUUGGGAUUGCAUUUGGAGUGAAGGAUCUGAAGGAGCAGCAGGUGUAUGUGUUUAGAAAACCCUGCAAGAUGGAUUUUUCAUCUGUGGACUUUUCAGCUGUGACUAAGGUGUGCAAGGCCCCUGAUUACAAUGAAAAAGAAUGUUGUGAAGCUUUUAACCAGGUGGCCUGCAAAUAUGUGAAACAUGUGAAUGAUCACUCAACCAGUUGUCCAGUAGAAUUUGUUUCUUACCUCCACUUGGCAGGAAUGUAUCCAAUGGGGGUUUUUGUGGGCCGUUGUACUAAGCCUGGAGAUUAUCGCCUCUGCUCCCAAUCAGACUAAAUCUUCAACCAGACUUCAUUAUAACCUGAUUUCAACAGAACGUUUGCUACAAGGAUUGAUGAAUGUUAUUUCUAUGUAAUACCAUGGUAUAGAAUACUCCGAAUGAAAUAUAAAUAUAAAUAUAUUGUUAUAUGAAAA